GCCGGGACGAGUACGUGGCCACCUUCAAGGGCAACGAGUUCUUCUGCUACGACCUCUCGCACAACCCCAUCCAGAGCAGCACGGACGAGCUGACGCUGUCGUUCCGCACGGCGCAGCGCAACGGGCUGCUGCUGCACACGGGCAAGGCGGCCGACUACGUCAACCUCUCGCUCAAGAGCGGCGCCGUCUGGCUCGUCAUCAACCUGGGCUCGGGCGCCUUCGAGGCGCUGGUGGAGCCCGUCAAUGGCAAGUUCAAUGACAACGACUGGCACGACAUCCGCGUCACCCGCAACCUGCGGCAGCACGCAGGGAUCGGACACGCUAUGGUAAACAAACUGCAUUACCUG
Messenger RNA from Neopsephotus bourkii (Bourke's parrot), 347 nucleotides. RefSeq names its product neurexin-2-like. Lineage: Eukaryota; Metazoa; Chordata; Aves; Psittaciformes; Psittacidae. The transcript has 2 exons. The annotation marks the transcript as partial. The record is from RefSeq and is a predicted model, not a curated record.